GAAAGACCCCACCACCUCCUCCUCCUCCUCCUCCUCCACACCUGCGCGAUCAUCUGAUUUACAUCCUUCCCACGAAGUCUUGAAGGAUUUGUGAGCUUCACAUCUGCCACAUCACACUUGCACAGGACGCGCCUCCGUCUCCUGGACCCCCUCCCUCCUCCUCCUCUCCUCUCUCACUCCGCCUGCUUUCUAAUGCAGAUCAAUACAGGCAGCAUUGGAACUGCAGGACUCUGCGUCCUCGGCUGCUUUUUGACGGGAAUAAAACACGGGAACAUGUUGGAAGACUGACGCCACACUUGAAGACCCCUCUCAGCAGAGAUGGUCGAGCCCUCGUCCAGGUUGCUCUGGUCCUCUCCUCCCAAAAUUCAGACUUGCUCACUUCUCCAUCAGCAGCGCGGCGGGCGGCUUCUUCUUCUGCUCCUCUGAGAGGGAACCAUCGGGGGGAUCCUCUUCAAAACCCCGCGGUGAAAAGAGACAGGCACAUAUUUCUCCGUGGACGCGAUGAGGCGGAUUUACAGGGACGGAUUCUACCACGGAUCUAUUGAACUGCGGGACGUUUUCAACAGGAGACGCGUUAAAUGCGCCCGGGAGGACUUUGCUCCAGCCAAAACGAUGAGGAUACGAGCUGGAGUUGUUUUUUGGAAUCUCGUCUUUUCUCUGCUGCUCACUUGCGUAAAAGGUUUUAUCCACACGUGUGGAGGCACUUUAAAAGGAAGGAACGGGACGAUAGAGAGUCCAGGAUUCCCGUACGGCUAUCCCAACGGGGCGAACUGUACCUGGGUCAUUGUCGCCGAGGAAGGAAACAGGAUUCAUAUAGUUUUUCAAUCUUUUGCUGUAGAGGAGGAAUAUGACUUUUUAUCUUUGUACGAUGGACAUCCGCACCCGGCCAACUUCAGGACGAGGUUAACAGGAUUCACCAUCCCGCCUCCAGUUACCAGUUCCAGCUCAAUAUUUUCGUUGAGGCUUACUAGUGACUUUGCAGUAAGUGCUCACGGCUUCAAAGUAGCUUAUGAAGAGCUGAGAAGUAGCUCGUGUGGAAACCCGGGAGUUCCAGCGAAAGGCAUUUUAAAUGGAACCCUGUUCACCGUUGGGGAGAAGAUUCGGUACCGGUGCAUCAGCGGCUACGUUCUGGACGGACAUUCGCUCCUCACCUGCGUCACCAACGCGGCAGGCGUGUCGGUGUGGGACUUCCCUGUUCCCAUCUGCAGAGCUGAGGAUACGUGCGGUGGCACCCUGAGGGGCUCCAGUGGGCUCAUCUCCAGCUUCGAUUUGCCCAGCAGUGACUCGGCUGGCGGACUGGGCAGCAGCGGGGAGUGUAAGUGGACCAUCCUGGCCGACCCCGGUGACACCAUCUCCCUGGUGUUCACAGAGUUUCAGAUGGAGGAGAAGUCGGAUUACCUGGAGGUGGAAGGGUCGGAAUCGCCGACUAUUUGGCUAACUGGGGUGAACAUCCCAGCGCCGAUCAUCAGCAGCAAAAACUGGCUACGGCUGCACUUUGUGACGGAGAGCAACCAUCGCCACAAAGGCUUCCGGGCCCAGUAUCAAGUGAAGAGCUCUGGAGAGCUUAAAUCCAGAGGCGUAAAAUUAUUACCAGGAAAGGACAACACUAACAAACUGUCUUUGAUGAACGAAGGAGGGAUCAAACAGGUGUCUAAUUACUGCCCAGACCCUGGGGAGCCGGAGAAUGGCAAGCGGACCGGGUCCGACUUCAGCAUCGGAGCGACAGCUCAAUUCACCUGUGAUGAAGACCAUGUGCUGCAGGGCUCCAAAACGAUUACCUGCCAGCGCGUCGCCGAAGUCUUCGCCGCUUGGAGCGACCACAGACCCGUCUGCAAGGUGAAAACAUGCGGGUCAAACCUUCAAGGACCGUCCGGGACCUUCACGUCGCCCAACUUCCCUAUUCAGUAUGAGAGCAAUUCCCAGUGUGUGUGGAUCAUCACAGCCAGCGAUCCCAACAAGGUCAUACAGAUAAACUUCGAAGAGUUUGACUUGGAGAUCGGCUACGAUUCGCUCACCAUCGGGGACGGAGGAGAGGUCGGGGAUUCUAAGACGAUAAUACAAGUACUGACUGGGAGCUUCGUCCCAGACCUCAUCGUCAGCAUGUCCCAUCAGAUGUGGCUUCAUCUGCAGUCCGACGAGAGCGUCGGCUCAAUUGGCUUCAAGAUAAACUACAAAGAAAUUGACAAGGAAAGCUGCGGUGACCCCGGAACUCCGCUCUACGGCUACCAGGAAGGCAGCGGAUUCUUAAAUGGAGAUGUCCUUCGCUUCGAGUGCCAGUUUGGAUUCGAGCUCAUCGGGGAGAGAAUGAUCACGUGCCAGGACAACAACCAGUGGUCGGCCAACAUCCCCAUCUGCAUAUUCCCUUGUUUCUCCAACUUCACCGCCCCCAUGGGAACGGUGUUGUCCCCCGACUACCCGGAAGGCUACGGGAACAACCUCAACUGUGUCUGGCUGAUCAUCUCAGAGACCGGCUCCAGAAUCCACCUGGCCUUCAACGACUUCGACCUGGAGCCGCCGUACGACUUCCUGACCAUCAAAGACGGAGACCAAUCAGGUGCCACCAUUCUGGGUCGGUUCUCUGGAGCGGAGGUUCCGUCGCAUCUGACGUCCAACAGCAACGUCCUUCAGCUGGAGUUUCAGGCCGACCACUCGAUGUCAGGGAGAGGAUUCAACAUCACCUAUAGCACGUUCGGGCAAAACGAGUGUCCCGACCCUGGCGUUCCGCUCAAUGCCAGGCGAUUUGGGGACAGUUUUCAACUGGGGAGCUCCAUCUCUGUCGUCUGCGAGGAGGGUUUCAUCAAGACGCAGGGAGCCGACACCAUAACCUGCCAUCUGGAGGACGGGAAGGUGAUGUGGAGUGGACUGAUUCCCAAAUGUGAAGCUCCCUGCGGAGCCCACUACUCAGGACCAUCCGGCGUCAUCCUCUCUCCUGGGUGGCCCGGCUACUACAAGGACUCUCUGAGCUGCGAGUGGGUCAUCGAGGCCGAGCUGGGACGCUCUGUCAAGAUCAGCUUUGACAGGUUCCAGACGGAGCUCAGCUACGACUUCCUGGAAGUACACGAUGGCCCGAACCUGCUUUCACCUUUGAUCGGCUCCUUCAAUGGAACUCAAGUCCCUCAGUUCCUGUUCAGCACCAGCAAUUUCCUCUAUCUGCUUUUCACCACCGACAACAGCAGGUCCAACAGCGGAUUCAAGAUCUUCUACGAAGUCGUCACGCUGGACACCUUCUCCUGCAUGGAUCCUGGGAUUCCUGUCAACGGUGCACGGCUAAGCCACGACCUGUCCAUUGGGUCGAUCGUGUCGUUCCAGUGCGAUCCAGGAUACCGACUGAGCCACGAGGAGCCACUGGUGUGUGAGAAGAACCACUUUUGGAGCCACCCGCUGCCCAGCUGUGAUGCGUCGUGUGGCGGAGACAUCAGAGGUCCUGCGGGGAUCAUCCUCUCACCCGGCUACCCGGAGCUCUACCCCAACUCCCUUAACUGCACGUGGACAGUGGAAGUCAGCCAUGGCAAAGGUGUCCAAUUCACAUUCCACUCCUUCCACCUGGAGGAUCACCACGACUACCUUCUGAUAACUGAAAAUGGCAGCUUUGCUCAGCCUCUGGCUCGGCUCACCGGCUCGGAGAGGCCGGCGCCGGUCAACGCCGGCCUGUACGGGAACUUCAAGGCCCAGCUGCGCUUCAUCUCUGACUUCUCCAUCUCCCUGCAGGGAUUCAACAUCUCUUUCUCCGAAUAUCACCUGGAACCAUGCAAAGACCCCGGCACGCCCACUUUUGGCUGGCACUCUGGCACCAGGUUCGGCAUCGGUGACUCUCUGGUGUUCCACUGCAACACCGGCUAUCGUCUGCAGGGGGCCAGAGAGAUUGUGUGCUUGGGAGGGGGCCGGCGCAUGUGGAGCGCCCCCCUGCCGAGGUGUGUGGCCGAGUGCGGCUCCACCGUCUCCAAGAACGAGGGGAUCCUUCUGUCGCCCAACUAUCCUCAGAACUACGACAACAGCCACGAGUGUGUGUACAGCAUCCAGGUCCAAACCGGCAAAGGAAUCAACAUCACUGCUAGCGCUUUCCAGCUAGCGCAAGGCGACGUCCUCAAGGUGUACGACGGCAAAGAUGGCGGCGCUCCCCUUCUGGGCUCCUUCACAGGCACGGCCAUGCACGGCCUGUCCCUGAGCAGCACGUCCAACAAUCUGUGGCUGGAAUUCUACUCCGACCAGGAAGCGACGGCGGCCGGGUUCCGCCUCACGUACCAUAGUUUUGAGCUCUCGCACUGCGAUGACCCUGGCGUCCCACAGUUUGGCUUCAAAGUCAGUGACGUGGGCCACUUUGCUGGCAGCGCCAUCUCGUACGGCUGCGACCAAGGCUACACCCUUCACGGCAGUGGAAUACUCAAGUGCAUGACAGGAGAUCGGAGAGCCUGGGACAACAGCCUGCCGUCCUGCAUCGCUGAGUGUGGGGGAAGUUUCCGGGGUGAAUCCACGGGGCGCAUCCUCUCGCCAGGCUACCCCUUCCCUUACGACAACAACCUCAGAUGCACCUGGACUAUUGAGGUCAACUCCGGCAACAUCGUCAGUCUGCAGUUCCUUGCCUUUGACACCGAAGCGUCGCACGACAUCCUGAAGGUUUGGGACGGCCCACCAGAGAACGAGAUGUCGUUGAGAGAGGUCAGCGGCUCCUUGCUGCCCGAGGGCAUCCACUCCACCCUGAACGUCGUCACCAUUCAGUUUGAGACGGACUUCUACAUCACCAAGUCGGGCUUCGCCAUUGACUUCUCAAGCUCUCUGGCAACAGCCUGCAGAGAUCCAGGGAUCCCCAUGAACGGCAGUCGCAGCGGGGAAGGCAAAGAGCCCGGCGACUCGGUGACCUUCUCUUGUGAUCCGGGUUAUGAAUUGCAAGGGGAAAGCAGAAUCACCUGCAUCCAAGUGGAAAACCGGUACUACUGGCAGCCCAGCCCUCCGAGCUGCAUCGCGCCUUGUGGCGGGAAUGUGACCGGCUCCUCGGGGUUCAUCCUCUCGCCUAACUACCCUCACCCCUACCCUCACAGCAAAGACUGCGACUGGAUGAUCGCCGUCCACUCCGACUAUGUCAUCUCGCUGGCUUUCAUCAGCUUCAGCAUUGAACCCAACUAUGACUUCUUGUACAUCUACGACGGGCCAGACAGCAGCGCUCAUCUGAUUGGCAGUUUUCAAGAUAGUAAACUUCCAGAGAAGAUUGAGAGCACGUCAAACUUCAUGUACUUGGCGUUUCGGAGUGACGGCUCUGUGAGCUACACUGGCUUUCAUCUGGAAUACAAAGCUAAACUGCGGGAGGCCUGCUUUGACCCGGGGAAUGUGAUGAACGGAACCAGGAUGGGCACGGACUACAAGCUGGGCUCCAUGGUGACAUUUCACUGUGAGGCUGGAUACCUGCUGCAGGGCUACUCCACUCUGACAUGUGUCAUGGGCAACAGCAAGCGACCCGAGUGGGACAGAGCGAAGCCCAGCUGUCAAGCUCCCUGCGGAGGUCACUUCACCGGUUCAGAGGGAACUGUGCUGUCCCCAAACUAUCCUCAUAAUUACACCCAAGGCCAGAGCUGUCUCUACGACAUCUUCGUCCCGGGGGACUACGUUCUCUUCGGGCAGUUUGUGGUGUUCCACACAAUGAAGACGGAUGUGGUUGAGAUCUUCGACGGCUCCACCACUGAUUCCGCGCUUCUCUCCUCCAUCUCCGGCUCACACUCAGGUGAGACGCUUCCUCUGAGUUCAGGAAACAAGAUCAUCCUCAAGUUCAGCGCGAACGGAACGGCGACCGCGAAAGGAUUUCAUUUCGUCUACCAAGCUGUGCCUCGAACCAGCGCCACUCAGUGCAGCUCGGUCCCUGAGCCCCGCUUUGGGAAACGCAUUGGAAACGACUUUGGCAUCGGGAUGGCGGUUCUUUUUGAAUGCAAUCCAGGCUACACGCUGCACGGCUCGCACGCCAUCAGGUGCGAGGCCGUGCCCAACGCUCUGGCCCAGUGGAACGGCUCGGUGCCCACAUGUGCUGUUCCCUGUGGCGGAGUGUUAACUGACCGCAGAGGCACAAUCCUCUCUCCUGGAUACCCAGAUCCCUACGCCAACUAUCUGAACUGUGCCUGGAAAAUCUCAGUCCCUGAGGGAGCUGGCAUCCAAAUUCAAGUUGUGACCUUUGCCACGGAGCACAACUGGGAUUCUCUGGAUUUUUUUGACGGGGUUGACGGCAACGCUCCGAGGCUCGGCAGCUACUCAGGCACCACGAUUCCUCAGCUGCUCAACAGCACAUCCAACAACCUGUUCCUGACGUUCCAGUCUGACAUCAGCGUGUCUGCCGCCGGCUUCCACUUGGAGUACACAGCAAUAGGUUUGGAUUCGUGCCCGGAGCCGCUGCCCCCCAGUAACGGACACAAAGUGGGAGACCGCUACACCGUGGGAGACAUGGUGUCCUUCGAGUGCGAGCAAGGCUUCAGCAUCGAGGGCAACGCAUACAUCACGUGCAUGCCUGGACCGGUCCGACGCUGGAACUACCCUGUACCUCUGUGUUUAGCUCAGUGCGGGGGCUCCAUGACCGACUUCAGCGGCGUCAUCCUCAGCCCCGGUUUUCCAGGGAAUUACCAGAGCAGCCUGGACUGCAGCUGGAGAGUCCAGCUCCCCGUCGGCUUCGGCAUCCAUCUGCAGUUUUUAAACUUCUCCACGGAACCGGUUCAUGACUAUCUGGAAGUGCGCAGUGGGAGCCUGGAGACUGGCACCGUGAUUGAUCGGUUUAGCGGUUCACUGGUGCCCCACUCUCUAUUUAGCACCACCCAUGAGACCACUCUGUUCUUUCACAGCGACUACUCCCAGAACAAGCCUGGCUUCCACAUUGUCUACCAAGCGUACGACCUACAGAGGUGUCCGGAUCCGCGGCCUUUUCGCAAUGGCAUUGUGAUCGGGCUGGACUACGGCGUCGGGAUGACCAUCUCCUUUGAGUGCCUGCCAGGAUACACUCUGAUCGGAGAAGCGUCCCUCACAUGCCUUCACGGAAUCAGCCGGAACUGGAACCAUCCCAUCCCCCGAUGCGACGCUCUCUGCGGGGGAAAUGUAACGUCGAUGGAUGGAACCAUUUAUUCUCCUGGGCACCCCGCGGAGUACCCACACUUUCAGGACUGCAUGUGGACCGUUCGAGUGCCUCCGGGAUACGGCAUCUACAUCAAUUUCUCUGUGAUUAACACCGAGCCCAUUUACGACUACGUCACCGUCUGGGACGGUCCUGACCAGGCUUCACCCCAGAUCGGUCUGUUCAGCGGCAACAGUGUGCAGGAGGGUGUUUCCACCACCGCCAACCAGGUCCUCAUCAAGUUCCACAGCGACUUCAGCACCAGCGGCUUCUUCGUGCUCCACUAUCAUGCGUACCAGCUGAAAACUUGUCAGCCGCCCCCUCCUGUCCCCAACGCCACUAUCCUAACCGAUGAUGACGAGUUUGAAAUAGGGGACAUUAUUCGGUACUCGUGCCUGCCGGGCUUCACCUUGGUGGGCAGCGAGAUUCUGACCUGUCGACUCGGAGAGAGACUUCAAAUGGAUGGGCCCCCGCCGGUCUGUCAAGUCCAAUGUCCCGCCCACGAGGUGCGCUUCGACUCCACCGGGGUUAUCUUGAGUCCUGGCUACCCGGAGAACUACCCCAACCUCCAGAUGUGCUCAUGGCUAAUAAAUGUGGAGAAGGGUUACAACAUCACUCUGCAUUUCGAGCUCUUCCAGACAGAAAAAGAGUUUGACAUCCUGGAAAUAUUUGAUGGGCCCAACAUCUACAGCCAGAGCAUGGCCUCGCUCAGCGGUGACAUGGAGACGCCCUUCACCCUCACCACCACUGGCCACCAGCUCCUGCUGCGCUGGUCCUCCGACCAUGGCACCAACCGCCGGGGCUUCAACAUCAGAUACGUGGGUGAGUAUCAAACCUUGUACUGCAGCACCCCGGACUCCCCGCAGCACGGCUUCGUGGUGAGCCAGACAGGCGGCCAGCUCAACAGCAUGGUGCGCUGGGCCUGCGACAGGGGCUACAAGCUGAUCGGGAAGAGCGCGGCCACGUGCAAGAAGACAACUUACGGCUUUUUCACUUGGGACGCGCCGGUUCCCGCAUGUCAAGCCGUCUCUUGCGGUGCCCCUAGCGCACCAGAGAAUGGAGGCGUGCUGGCUGCCGAUUACUCGGUCAGUACCCGGGUCACCUACUUCUGCAACAGCGGCUACCGACUCUCUUCCAAAGAGCUGACGACGACAGUCUGCCAGCCGGACGGCACCUGGAGCAACCACAACAAGAUACCUCGAUGCAUCGUGAUGUCAUGCCCCAGUCUCAGCUCCUUCUCCUUGGAUCACGGCAAGUGGAGAAUCGUGAACGGAUCGCACUACGAGUACGGCACCAAGAUCAUCUUCACCUGCAACCCCGGAUACUACCGAGUGGGACCCGCCCACAUCCAGUGUUUGGCCACCGGCGCUUGGAGCUGGAGAAACGAGAGGCCUCGCUGCAAAAUCAUUUCCUGCGGGGAGCUGCCCACUCCUCCUAAUGGCAAGAAAAUUGGGACACAGAAUACGUUUGGAGCGUCAGCCAUUUUCAGCUGUGACCUGGGCUUCGUUUUAACCGGCUCCACCGUUCGAGAGUGUCUGCUGUCGGGACUGUGGAGCGGCCUGGAAACCCGCUGUCUGGCGGGCCACUGCGGCGUUCCGGAGCAGAUCGUGAACGGACAGGUGAUCGGCGAGAACUUUGGCUACCGAGACACUGUGGUGUACCAGUGCAACCCUGGAUUCAAGCUCAUCGGCUCCUCGGUCCGGAUCUGUCAGCAGGAUCACAGCUGGUCGGGGCAUCUUCCAGUCUGCAUCUCGGUCACGUGCGGACACCCAGGAAGUCCCAUAUAUGGCCGCACCGUGGGAGACGGCUUCAACUUCAACGACGUGGUGCAGUUCUCCUGCAACAAGGGCUACACCCUGGAGGGACCCGCCUCCGCCCAGUGCCAAGCCAACCGCCAGUGGAGCCAGCAGCCGCCGACAUGCCGAGUGGUCAACUGCACAGAUCCUGGGAUCCCAGCCAAUUCCAUCCGGGAGAGUAAGAUCGAGCACGGAAACUUCACCUUUGGCAGCGUGGUCUUCUACGACUGCAACCCUGGCUACUACCUGUUCGGCUCCUCGGUGCUCAGCUGCCUUCCCGUGGGCCACUGGGACAAGCCCCUCCCAGAGUGCCUGGAGGUGGACUGCAGUCAUCCUGGUGCGCCCCCUCACGGACUCAUGGUCGGGGAGAAGUUUACCGUUGGCUCCACGGUGCGCUACUCCUGCUCCGGCGACCACCAGCUCAUUGGAGACUCAUCGCUCACGUGUCAGCUGAAUGGACACUGGAGCGGCCCACUUCCACACUGCUCAGGCGACGCUGCGGGGACCUGCGGGGAUCCUGGCACGCCGGCGCACGCCAGCAGGGAAGUGGGGAACUUCAAAGUCCGCAGCAAGGUGCGAUUCACGUGUGCGGUGGGACACACGCUGUACGGCUCGGCGGAACGGAUCUGCUUCCCCAACGGGACCUGGUCCGGAAGACAGCCAUUUUGUAAACCGGUGCAGUGUGGGAACCCAGGUACGCCGGCUCACGGGCGCAUCUCCCGAGUGGAUGGUACAACUUUCUCCCACUCCAUCGUGUACUCUUGUAUGGAGGGCUAUUUUAUCUCGGGCUCGCCCACGCGCCAGUGUCUUGCCAACGGCACGUGGUCUGGCGCCGCACCGAACUGCACAAUGAUCACCUGCGGAGAUCCGGGAAUUCCAGCCAACGGACUGAGAUUGGGCGACGACGUCACGGUGGGUCAGAACGUCACAUUCGCGUGCCAGCCGGGCUACGUGAUGAUGGGAGGCGACAGCUCCGCCACCAGGGCCUGCACCAGCAACGGCACCUGGAGCGGCACCGUGCCAACAUGCCAGGUGGUGACGUGUCCGACGCCGCCGGCGAUUCCUAACGGCCUGCUGGAAGGUUCCGUGUUCGACUGGGGCACGGGCGUGAGCUACAGCUGCCUGCCUGGCUACGAGCUCUCGUACCCCGCCGUGCUCACCUGCGCGGGGAACGGGACGUGGAGCGGCGACCUGCCUCAGUGCUUACCCAAGUUCUGCGGCGAUCCCGGAACACCUGCCAGAGGACGCCGGGAAGGACGCAGUUUCAUCUUCAAGUCGGAGGUGACGUUCAUCUGCGGGACGCCCUACGUGCUGGUGGGAUCGUCGACGCGCAUUUGCCAGGAGGACGGGUCCUGGAGCGGCUCGCAGCCACGGUGUAUAGAGCCCUUGAGAACCACAUGCGAGAAUCCCGGGACACCUGAGAACGGCUUCAUGAAUUACACAACAGGGUUCAAGGUGGGCAGCCGCAUCGACUUCCAGUGCCAGCAGGGACACAUCAUCCAGGGCUCCACCACCCGCGUCUGCUUGCCAGAUCUCACCUGGACCGGAACGCAGCCCACUUGUAUCCCUCAUUCCUGCAAGCAGCCCAGGACGCCGGCCAACUCUGAUGUGGUGGGAAUGGACCUCCCCUCGUACGGAUACACCUUGGUGUACGCCUGUCAGCCAGGCUACUUCCUCGCGGGAGGUUCGGAGCACCGCGUCUGCCGCUCCGACGGCAGCUGGACUGGCAAAGUGCCGGUGUGCCGAGUCGGGUCCAAGUCACAAGAGAAGACCAUCAAACCGAUCAUGGGGACGCCGAGUCCAAAAAUAAAUGUUCCCGACGACGUCUUCGCUCCUGACUUCAUGUGGAAGGGAUCCUACAAUUACAAGGGCCACAAACACCCGGUGACUCUGACAGUCACAAGCUUCAACGCCACAACAGGGAAAGUCAAUGUAACUUUAACUGACAGCAGCUUGGAGUUUCUGCUCUCUGGAGUGUACAAGCGCCAGGAGGCACGGCUGAUGCUGCUGCUGCACCAGAUGAGAGCUCUGGCACACAGCUCUUUGAGCAGGAUUACUGAGGAGACCUGGGCCAUGGACGGAUUUGUCUCGGCUGAGCCAGAGGGGGUGAGCUACGUGUUCCAGGGCUUCAUCCAGGGUAAAGACUACGGCCAGUUUGGACUGCAGAGGUUUGGUUUGAGUGUGAGAGAGAACGUGACGCUCCCUGAUCCUGAAUCCAACGCCUCCACCAACAGCAGCUCAGUUGCUGUGGCCAUCCUCGUGCCUUUCUUUGCCCUCAUCUUCGCCGGCCUUGGCUUCUAUCUCUACAAACAGAGGAAAACGGAUAAAACGCAGUACACAGGCUGCUCCGUCCACGAGAACAACAACGGACAGGCCACGUUCGAGAAUCCCAUGUACAACACAAACACAAAAGCAGCUGAAGGGAAGGUCGUCCGCUUUGACCCCAACCUCAACACGAUCUGUACCAUGGUUUGAGGUCCACUGAGCAACACAGACGGAGGGAAUGUAGCCUCUGCUUGUUUGCUGUCCCGACACAUAUUUAUAGCCUUUCUGAUGCCGCACCACAGAAACAAGAAGCACACUUUCUGCACCAUUACAGCACUUGCAUUUAAGUUGUAUCUCGAAGACAAAAUAUGACGAGAGCGGGAGGAAAUCUUUCCUGGGAGGGGAGAUGUUUUUUUUACACUCUGUGAGUGUUGGCUUUAUAAAUGAAGCGCCUCCAGCAUCAAGACAAAAUAGAGUAUUAUAUGCUCUGUAGAGUAAAUACAAGGGGUUACUUCACAAUGCCAAAUGAGAAAUUCUAACACGUCAUAUCUGGAUUCUUUUUCUUUGUCGCCUUAGUCGGUUGCUGACGGACGGUUUCUUCACCUGUGGAGGGCGAGGUGAUGAGUGUGUCGGAGCUGUGUGACACCUGAGAAUCAUGUGUGUGUGACUGAAGCCCUGGGUAAAGCUCAUGUAUCAGAGUGGACCGCGCACCACAGGCUGACCAGUCUGAGGUGCUCGACUCAGUUCAAGGCAGGUUGCCCCUAGAUAGAGGCCAGUUUUCCUUCAGCAUCAAGUCCCCUCACUCCCCGCACCUCUCCCUCCUCCACGGUUGGCUUUGCCCCACCCACCUGUCAGAACGUCCCCUGUGCCGAUCGCUUCUCUUCAUUGGUGGGUUCACUCUUCUGGGCUGAACCCUUCACUGACCCUUCCACUGUGAUAAACCGGGAAGCAGUUUGAGCACAAGCCUGGCUUCCAAUGUCACCGGAUGAGGCUUCAUGAAACUGUGCCCUUACUUUCAGAACCUUCUCGAUGGCACUCUGCUCUAAAAUCUUUGGACUGCUCAUGACUUUCAACCCAAGAUCACCGUCUGGUCAGUUCUGGAAAUGAGGACACUGUUUCAUGAAGCUUCAUCACUAAGAGUGGUGUCAUACCCAGCCGAACAAGGGGCCAACAUCUGAUCGUUCAGACCGCGAGGGAAAAUUAGCCACUAUUAGUCUGGAAAUUACGGUGACAAGGUCUUGGUUAGGUGAUUCUUGGAUGCUACAUUAAGAAGCUUUUAUCCAGCUGCACCAGAAGAGGGUGUUUACAUCACAUCUCAACGCGUCAGUGUCACUCAUGCAGGUCGCUGACGCAAACAACAGAGGGGGAGUCUUUCUGUCUCAGUCGGGCUCUGCUCCUGCCUCGACCUUCAUGGCUGAUCCCGGUGACCUUCACUGCUCCUCAGCUCAUCCAGUGUCAGAUCAUUAGAGGGUUCUAUCCAGGGCUUUAGUCUUGGAAAAGGUGGUGUCUGUUCAGCGGCCAGUCAUGUCCCUGUUGACUUGUUUUGUUGUUCUCCUGUGGUCUGAUCCCAGGCGUCUCACAGUAGGAGCGCUCCGUUUCUGUUUCUCUAUCAUGCACAGCGUCUCACUACAGUCCGGUUUCCCACAAGCUUUGUUCAAGCCUGGACGACGUGAAAGACUAUAUUUACCCUGCGUAUAUUCUACACACCUUUUACUUCAACCCCGAAACAGAAUCUUGUGGGAAACUUGCUCUGUGUGUGUCCACUCCUGCUCUGAGAGACUUCUUUAAACCAUCAGCUUCUGUAGACAAAUGUACAGCUCAAAGGAACAACCGCACACGGACCGUCGUCCAUCCCUCUUUCUGAAGCGGCGUCUAUCUAAUGCCAUGUCUUUCAUCAUUGCAGUGCCUUGAAUAUUGGAUGGGCAUGUGUUUUUAAGGGAAAUCCAUCACCACAUAUCAAAGCGACUUGUCGUCAGAGUAACCUUUAUUUAAGAUGUUUGGAAAGCAACUCCUAGUUUCAUACCGCCGCAUGUUGGCAUAAAGAACUCGAGCAAAGCAACUGCUGCUAUCAUACUUUAGUCCAUGGCUACAUUUUGUACAUUUAUACAGUUUUGAUACUUGAAUUCCUUAUUUGGCAAAACGUGUCGUGCUUUUCACGUGUAAUAUAUUUUGCAAGGUCAUCUUUCUUACGGAGGAGGGUUUAAAAAAAAAAUCGAGAUUUUCCUUCCGGCGGCAGAAAUGAGCGCUUUCACCACACAGUUCUGGAAAAUGAUGUAAAUGAAUCUGUACAUAUUUACCAGCUUUUGUAAAGAGAUAUAUUUUUUAUGCAGAUGAAACAUUUGUAACUUAUUCAAAAUGUUGUGUAAAAUUUCACUUGUAAAUGUCAUGAAAGAUCCAAAAUGUUUUGUAUAUUUUUUUUCCCUUUAUCACCAAUGUA
Molecule: messenger RNA, 13576 nt
Organism: Synchiropus splendidus (mandarinfish)
Lineage: Eukaryota; Metazoa; Chordata; Actinopteri; Syngnathiformes; Callionymidae
Product: CUB and sushi domain-containing protein 3-like
Exons: 70
Coding region: 502-11349 (3615 amino acids)
Biological process (GO): regulation of dendrite development
Source: RefSeq, a predicted model, not a curated record